CUAGGGGGUUGGUGAAAAGUUUUUGCCGUGGGGAAAACUGAAAAGGAACUCCGCCAUCUCUUUCUUGGUUCUGCGUUCCCCCGCGAAUUUGGAAAAAGCGCCAUCUCUGCCCGUCUUUGUCGCUUCCUUCCUUCCUCGCUUCAAUCUUCACAAGGCGUUGAUCCCUCCAAAGCUUUUAGAUCAAGAUCACUCUCAAAUCCCCCACAAACCCAUCUGAUAUCCAUAAUGGUUGCGAAUGCUUUCCGCCAUCCUGUUGGGGUAAUUCAGCUCCAUGGUUCUGUUGGUGACACUGGUUCUAUGAGCAAAUGUAGGCAGAUGUCUUUCAGAUUUAUCUCCAAAAAUUUUGCGGUUGAUGUGGGUUUGCUUAGAAAAGAACAAUGUGGUUCUAGACAGUGUAAACUGCAAGUAAUUCGUGCAUCUUCUUCUCAAACUUCAACAACUGAUCCAAUUUUAUCUACCUCGAAAGCUGAAAGUGCUUUAAUACUAAUUCGUCAUGGCGAAUCUUUGUGGAAUGAGAAGAACUUGUUCACCGGUUGUGUUGAUGUGCCUUUAACCAAGAGAGGUGUAGAUGAGGCAAUAGAAGCCGGUAAGAGAAUUAGCAACAUCCCUAUAGAUAUGAUUUUCACAUCUUCGCUGAUUCGUGCACAGAUGACAGCUAUGCUUGCCAUGACCCAACACCGCCGAAAGAAGGUACCAAUCAUUACGCAUAACGAGAGUAGACAGGCGAAAACAUGGAGUCAAAUUUACAGUGGAGAUACUAAGAAGCAAUCGAUUCCAGUUGUAACUGCUUGGCAAUUGAACGAAAGAAUGUAUGGUGAAUUACAGGGUCUUAAUAAGCUAGAGACAGCUGAAAGAUAUGGAAAGGAGCAAGUGCAUGAGUGGCGUCGGAGUUAUGAUAUUCCUCCCCCAAGCGGUGAGAGCUUGGAAAUGUGUUCACAAAGAGCUGUAGCCUACUUUAAAGAACAUAUUGAACCAAAACUACAAUCUGGAAAGAACGUGCUGGUUGCUGCCCAUGGGAAUUCGUUAAGGUCUAUAAUCAUGUAUCUUGAGAGAUUAACUUCCCAAGAGGUUAUUAGCUUAGAGUUAUCAACCGGUGUACCACUGCUUUAUAUUCAUAAGGAGGAAAAGUUUAUGAGGAGGGGAAGUCCAGUUGGACCUACAGAACCUGGUGUUUAUGCUCAUACUAAGAGUUUAGCUCUCUACAGGCAAGAAUUGGAUAAAAAGUCGCAUUGAACUAUAUAAAAGCAGGUAACCUCCUUGACGGAACAUCUGUGCUGAAACAUUUUUACUUGUUGAAAGACCUGAUCUUAACAAAUUGAGUGCUUAGUGUUUUGGUACAGUUAUGUCCUAUACACAGUAUAACUAUGUUUAACGUUGGAUGUCAACCUUCAACUGGACAUGGAUUGAUUGUGUAGUUCAAUGUUCACGUGAUGCUUGUUUUCUCAGGGGACAACCUAUUUUUACUUGGGGGCUUUUUCUGUUUAUGAAACAAUUGAAGGACAUAUGCCUGGAAUUCUGCAGCAUAUGAAUACAGCUCUGUGCCGUACAAAUUUUUGUUUUUCAAUUUGCA
Messenger RNA from Prunus dulcis (almond), 1570 nucleotides. RefSeq names its product 2,3-bisphosphoglycerate-dependent phosphoglycerate mutase-like. Bases 226 to 1233 code for a protein of 335 amino acids. The record is from RefSeq and is a predicted model, not a curated record. NCBI's taxonomy places the organism in Eukaryota, Viridiplantae, Streptophyta, Magnoliopsida, Rosales, Rosaceae. Gene Ontology annotation, molecular function: intramolecular phosphotransferase activity. Gene Ontology annotation, biological process: glycolytic process. The transcript is spliced from 8 exons.